AUGCAACCGUCCAGCAGUUGUCAGAACAAUUUUUCGAAUGCGUUCACAAAUACAAGAGCAUUGGGAAACCGUGAAGCGGACGGAACUAAAAAGAAGUUAAUUGUGAAAACAUUCGGAUUAAAAUUGAGCAAUGAGAAACCGAAAACUGAAAAAUCGCCGACAAAAUGCUGGGAAGUAUUGCAAGAGAAUAUCGACGCGAUUUUCAAUGAUCGAAAAACGAAUAGCACUUUGGAAAUUUUAUACAUAAAUGUCCAUUCAACCUGCACGAAUCUAACGCCAGCAGUAGUUUAUAAUAAACUAGUAAAUGUCAUCGAGGAGUACACCAAAAAGCUCAAGAAGGAGUUUGAUGAAAGCGACACAUUCCAUUUGAACGAGGAUACUUGCGGUGGAUAUUUGCAAAAAUUUUCAAAAAUUUGGAAGAUAUUCCCAGUUAAAAUGAAUCUCGUUCGCAACGUCUUCCUUUAUAUGGAUCGUUUCGUGGUGACGACAAGCAACUUGGACUCGGAAAUCAUACCAAUUUGGGAGACUUGCAUGCGAGCAUUUCGUGUCAUUUUUUUCCCGGAGAUCAGCAGCGAUAUACCAUCGACAAAACUUUAUCAAGCGCUAUUUCUCGAUCUUCAGAAGAUGUGCAAUCGAAAAGAGUGCGAGAAGGAUGCGAUUCGCGAGCUUCUUCGAAUGCUCAUCGACGUUCACUGUUACGAGCAUUUCAUGGAUUAUUUCAUAAUGCGACUAAGAGAGCAUUAUUCCAAAAUGCGGGAUGAGUACGUGCUCAGUAAAUCGUGCCGCGAAUAUAUGGAAUUUUGCCAUGAGAAUGUUUCAACAUAUACCAAUAUUGGAAUAAACUACUUUUGCGAGCCGACUGCCGCAAGGAGAAUCAGUUCGGCUCUUGUCGAGACCCUUGUCGCCGCCUCGUUACCCGGUGUCAUUGAUAAACGUCUCGACGAUGUUCUUGAAUGUCAAGACGUUGAAAUUGUGAAACGAACAUUCUGGUUGUGCAAAAUGUGCCCCAACGGAGAGGAAUAUAUUCGAAAUGAAUUUGUGAGAUAUAUGAAAGAGAAGGGAGCCAAAAUGAUGGAUACCUGCCAAGACGACGACCUCUUCAAUGAGAUAUUGAGCUUUAAAAGGAGAAUGGAUAAGAUAACUGAAGAGGGCUUCGAGAACCCGUCGGAUCCGGACAAGUUCCGUCAGGCUCUUCGCGACUCGUUCGAGACUUUCAUGAACAAAAAAUCCAGCAGAUCAUCGGAAUUGAUAGCUCGCUACUUCCAUUCGCUUCUUCGUACUUGUCAUAAGAAGGCAUCUGAUGACAAUCUCGAUGAGAUGCUAAAUGACGCGGUCAGCGUGUUCCGCUUCGUCCACGGCAAGGAUAUGUUCGAGGCAUUCUAUAAGCGCGAUCUGGCGAAACGCCUCCUCCUUGAUCGCAGCUCUUCGGUGGACGCUGAGAAGGCGGUGUUGUCGAAGCUUAAAAUGGAAUGUGGCGCUGGAUUCACGCACAAGCUUGAAGGGAUGUUCAAAGAUAUGGAAAUGUCGGAGAGUUUGAACAAAAUGUUCGAGCAGUAUCUUGAACAUCACAAGAAGCCGAAGAAUAAUAUGAAUGUUCGUGUUCUUACUACUGAAUGCUGGCCGACUUAUGAAUGCUAUGAGAUUUGCCUUCCGCGUGAGCUUCGUGAUAGUCUGCAUGAUUUCACAGAGUUCUACAAGAGUCAGCACAGUAAUCGCGUCCUUAAAUGGCAUUAUUCGCAAUGCACCGCAAAUAUAACAGCGACAUUCCGAGCAAAUUGUAAAAAAGAGCUCGUCGGCACUUUGUAUCAUGCUGUCAUCCUUUUAUUGUUCAACAACACCGAGAAAUGGACGAUUAGUGAGAUUGUCGAUGCUACCAAAAUUCAAAAGGCUGAAGUGAUUCGAACAAUUCUCUCGUUGGCUGGUGGUCGUGGAAAACCGCAAAUUCUUCGCCGCUGCGUAGAUUCGAGCGAUCCGGGAUCGUCGAAAAAAGAGACGAGUCUCGAAACGAUUGAAUCCGACACGUUCAUUGUCAACAAUGAGUUUAGCGAGAAGUUGUACCGCAUUCGAAUCGCGCAUGUUCAAAUCAAGGCCACUAAGGAAGAGAACGAGAAGGUUGAGCAGGAGGUUUGCCAAGAGCGUCAGAUGAAGAUCGACGCUGCAAUAGUUAGAAUCAUGAAAUCGAGAAAAGAGCUUCUACAUUCGCAAUUGAUUCACGAGACAAUGGCACAACUCAGAUUCCCGGUGAAGAGUGUCGAUCUAAAAACGAGAAUCGCGUCUCUAAUUGAUCGCGACUAUAUCCAGAGAUCGGCAAAUGACCAGAACAAGUUUUUUUUUGAAAAUUCAGGUGCUGGAAUGAGGACUUGCACGCAUUGUGGAAGCUCGGAUAUUGACGAGGAUCCGGCCAGAGGAGACGCGACAUGCAUGAGCUGCGGAACGGUGCUCGAGGAGUCGAUCGUCGUCACCGAGAAUCAGUUUCAAGAGCGCGCCGGCGGCUCCGGUCACAUGCUCGUCGGACAGUUCAUUUCGUCGGAGCGCGCUGCGUCGAACAAUUUCAACGGAAUGGGCACGCAAGAAUCGAGAGAGGUGACGUACGCGAAAGGGCGAAAAGUCAUCGAAGAGAUAGCGAGUCAGCUUCGAAUAAACAACCAUUGUAUCGACACCGCGUUCAAUUUUUUCAAAAUGUGCGUCUCGAGGAAUCUGACAAGAGGACGAACAAGGGUUGUCGUUGCCGCGGUGUGUUUGUAUAUCACGUGCCGUCUUGAGAAUACGGCGCAUCUUUUGCUAGACUUCAGCGAUGUUACUCAGGUUAAUGUAUAUGAUCUUGGAAAAAAUUUGAAUUUUUUGACGCGAUCUCUGAAAAUAAAUUUGCCGUCGACGGACCCGUGCUUGUAUAUUAUUCGAUUCGCGUGCCUUCUCGAGCUCGGCGAAAAACAGAAAGAGGCAGUCAAUCUCGCCACUCGGCUCGUUCAGCGAAUGAAACGCGAUUGGAUGUCGACGGGACGGCGACCGACGGGAAUCUGCGGAGCCGCGCUCCUCAUCGCCGCCCGUUCAUUGAACUUCAAUCGAACAAUCAAUGACGUCGUCAAAAUAGUGCACAUCAGUGAAUCGGUGGUGAGAAAACGUCUAGAGGAGUUCAGUCAGACGCCAUCGGGAAGUCUCACGAUUGACGAGUUCUCCAGUAUCGAUUUGGAGCACAGCGAAGAUCCGCCGGCGUUUCGAGAAGCGCGACGAAAAGCGCGCGAAGAGCAACUACGCAAAGAGGCUGAACAGGCGGCGCAAAUGGAGAACGAGCUUCGGCCGAUGGAGGAGCAGGUCGAGAUGGCGCUCGAGAAGAAGCGAAGAGAGAAGUUUAGCAAAUCGCCGUUUGCCAAAUUGGUGUCGGGCGACGUUGAUGGACUGGCACAUGCGGAAAGCAAAUUGGUUCGCGAUGAGAUUCUAGAGACUGUCUACAAUGCGGCUGACGAUCAGCCGAGUUGCUCGAACUCGAAUUAUAGUCACCUUGGUCCGUCGUUGGAAUCAAUGGGAAUCCGAAAAGCUGUUGGUGAUGAGCUAUCGCAGGCUCCGCCGCCACCUCAACAACCACGCACUGAGCAGGAUGAUGAUGAUCUCAUAUCGGACUCGGAGAUUGAUAGCUAUAUAUUGAAUGAGAAGGAGGUUGAAAUAAAGACGACGUAUUGGAUGAAGGCGAACGGCGACGCGAUGAAGGCGAUCGAAGAGCGACGACGUGAGCGCGAGGCGAAUCCCGACGCGAAGCGGCGACGGCGACCGAAGAAAUCGGAGCCGGUGGUGAUGACGGCAUUGGAUGCGAUUGAGAAAGUUAUUCAUGAACGGCGGCUAUCAAACAAGGUCAAUUAUGAUGUGCUGAAAGAGAUUGAUUCGGCGACAACUCUUUCGGUCAGCAGGACCACACCAUUGCCGCCGAAACGCGAAGUUUACGCGCUUGCGAAUGAGACAUUUGCUGAAAUCCGGCAGCAGCUCAAUCCGUUGACAUUGACGAAAUUGGAGAGGGAUCAAAGCCGCAAAAAUCGGAAAUUGAUGAAUCCGUCGGACGAGAGCUUUGAUCGGAUGAAGGAAGCUCUUGAUCUUAAUGACUACGCAUUAACCGAUGGAAACGCGCUGGUCCCGUCUUCAGAAGUUUCCAAAGAAUCGAAGCUGAAAGUCGCCGAGCAAAUUGGGCCGUCUUUGGCUGCUGCUGCUGAGCAGGCGGGUCCUUCUCCUGCUCCAUCUACCGAGUCUACUCUUGAGACGAAGCCAAUCAUCACGGUGAAAUCGCGAUACGCGAAAGCAAAGCCAAUUCUGGGACUUCCGAAAAAAACUGACGAACCGCAGACGGUGGUAAAAUCGAGAUAUUCGAAGGCAAAACCUAUAAUAAAGACUGUAAAAUCUGAAAUCAACGAUUCGCCGCCUGCAAAACGGCCGUGUCCUUAG
Molecule: messenger RNA, 4428 nt
Organism: Caenorhabditis bovis
Lineage: Eukaryota; Metazoa; Nematoda; Chromadorea; Rhabditida; Rhabditidae
Source: the annotation of a GenBank genome assembly